GGGGGAACGUUGCGCCGCUCGCUCGCUCGCUGCCGGAGCCGGGGACGAUGCAGGCGGAGUCGGGGAUCGUGGCGGACUUCGAGGUCGGCGAGGAGUUUCACGAGGAGCCCAAGACCUACUAUGAGCUGAAGAGCCAGCCCCUGAAAAGCAGAGUGCUUUACCAACAAUAAACUUCACAGCAUCCAUCUGGGUCAAGUACAUAUUGUAAUCCAUAUGAUGGGGAGAAACAAGAUAAGGGGAUGUUAAAUAACUUGCCAAGGACACUAUGGGAGCAAGUAUCCAUGCAAGGAAAGGAAGUUGAGAAGUUUUCAGCUUUCAGUCCCAAGAUCGGACUACUAGAACAUGCCUCCUUUUGGGCAGCUUUGUCUUGUGGAGCAAGAAAUAAGACUGAAAGCUCUUCAUCAUACGGAUCAUCUUCUCUGUCUGUAAAGCACCGACCACGAUGGGGCCCUGAACCUUCACUAGGUUUCCAAGGUGCUAUAGCGGUACAAAUACAUAACGAUGAUAGUGGGAAAACGUUGACAUAUCAAGUACAACUUCAGAUUUUAAGCAGUUCCGAGCAUCCUGGAGCUUCCAAGCCUCCCCUAAGCUCCUCCAGUAUGACAUCACGGAUUUUGUUACGACAGCAGCUCAUGCGUGAGCAGAUGCAGGAGCAAGAGCGUCGAGAGCAGCAACAGAAGCAGCAAGCAGCCCAGUUCAUGCAGCAGAGAGUACCACUCAGUCAGACACCAGCCAUCAACGUCAGCGUCCCCUCUAACCUGCCCCCUCCUACCCAGGUGCCAAUGGAAGUCCUCAAGGUGCAGACUCACCUUGAAAAUCCAACCAAGUACCACAUUCAGCAAGCCCAACGGCAGCAGGUAAAGCAGUACCUUUCUACCACUCUAGCAAAUAAACAUACCAACCAAGCUCUGAGCUUGCCCUGUCCAAACCAGCCUGGUGAUCAUGUCAUGCCACCUGGAACUGGAAGCAGCGCACCGAACAGUCCAAUGGCUAUGCUUACACUUAACUCCAACUGUGAAAAAGAGGGAUUUUAUAAAUUUGAAGAGCAAAGCAGGGUGGAGAGCGAGUGCCCGGCUCUGAACACACACACGCGAGCGUCAUGCAUGCAGAUGGAUGAUGUAAUUGACGACAUAAUUAGCUUGGAAUCAAGUUAUAACGAAGAAAUCCUUGGCCUGAUGGAUCCUGCCCUGCAAAUGGCCAAUACGUUACCCGUAUCUGGCAAUUUGAUUGACCUUUAUGGCAACCAAGGCAUGCCUCCUUCAGGGCUGAACGUCAGCAACUCGUGUCCAGCUAAUCUUCCCAAUAUAAAAAGGGAGCUCACAGCGUGUAUUUUUCCUACAGAGUCAGAAGCAAGGGCGCUGGCUAAAGAGAGGCAGAAGAAAGACAAUCACAACUUAAUUGAACGAAGGAGAAGAUUUAAUAUUAACGAUCGCAUUAAAGAAUUAGGCACGUUGAUACCAAAAUCAAAUGACCCGGACAUGCGCUGGAAUAAGGGCACUAUUUUAAAAGCGUCAGUGGACUAUAUCCGCAAACUGCAGCGAGAACAACAACGCACAAAAGAACUUGAGAACAGGCAGAAGAAACUAGAACAUGCCAACAGACAUCUACUGCUCAGAAUACAGGAACUUGAGAUGCAGGCUCGAGCACACGGACUUUCCCUUGUCCCAUCUACAGGCCUUUGCUCACCAGAUGUGGUAAACCGGGUCAUCAAGCAAGAACCGGUCAUUGACAACUGCAACCAAGACGUAUUGCAGCACCGCUCAGAUUUAUCUUGCACGACUACCCUCGAUCUUACUGAUGGUACCAUAACUUUCAAUGAUAACCUAGGAACCUACAGUGUCCCCACAAAAGCGGGAUCCAAACUGGAAGAUAUUUUGAUGGACGAUACUCUCUCCCCUGUAGGAGUUACUGACCCACUCCUUUCCUCAGUAUCUCCUGGAGCUUCAAAAACAAGUAGCAGAAGAAGCAGCAUGAGCAUGGAAGAUACUGAUCAUGCUUGUUAGCAGAUAAUUGGCAUGGCCUCUCAUAAACUGCUUCAUUUCUUAAUCAGUAGAUUAAAUAAUUUACAUUUUUAGGUUUUUUGAUUUUCUUUAAUAUUAAAUCUACUUGUGCUUCAUCAGUAGCCCAGUAUAUAUAUUAUAUAUAUAUUUUUGAAUUUUGUGAAAAGACUUUGUAUAUUCUAUUUUAAAAGUACCAAUGCCUCCAAAAUAUUGUACAACCUAUGUACAGUAUUUGUGAACUGGAUUCGCUAAGAACUUUGAACUGGUCAAAUCUACUCAAAGCAAUAGAAUUACAAAUCAAAACAGUCUGUUUCUAUUCAGGGGAAACUAACAAGUUAUUUACUUGGAAACUAAAUGUAAAGCUAAAAAAAAAAGAAGAGAGAGAGAGAAUGUGAAGAAACCAAAAAUAUCCACUUUGUAACCAUGUUGUGUUGAUUUAAUAGUGCUGCCUUAAAGAUACAGUAUCCGUCACACUUAGUUUAGUCUUUAGAUCACAAGAUGUUUAAAAUAAAUCACUAUUCUACUUUAAUAAUAAUAAUUAAUAAUAAAACUAGCAUUAACACAUACUGAUUGUGUUGAUUCCAAUAUGAAAUGUUCCUGACAAUGAUGCUAGAAAUGAAGGAGUGUGUGCAGGGAGGCAUGAAUCUGUCUCAGUUUCUUGGAGUGUUGUUAUUCUUACUCUCAACUGAAAGGGUUUCCCUUCUUCUCCCACUUCAAGCUUUUCUUUAAAGGCUUUUAUUUUGGAAAGGACACUUAGAAUUGUUCAUCGACAGUAAAACAGACAGGAGCACUGUAAUCUGGUAUACAUUUUCAGACAAAAUUCAAUACAUUUUAUCAACUGGGCACAUUUUGUUGUAUAUUUCUAACUGGCCUUACAUUUUAUUUUUUUUUAAGCGUUGUACAGGUUUUUCAUUUGCAUGGAUUCUUUAGUUAUCCUCAUGUUUUUGUUUUGUUUUUUAAAUAUAGCUGUAUUUCAUUUAUAAGAAUAUGCCUCUUAAUAUUGCAACAAUUUUUUGACAUGUUUAAAACUCACUGGAGGUUUUCUGCAUUCUUUGUAAACACUUGAAAGGAAGCUUUUAUGCAGGAGAAUAUUUUGUAUAUUACAGUCUCACUUUGGAAAUAUUUUUAAACACAAUUUAAGGUGUAGUACAAAUUUAGACUAGGUAAUAAAACAAAGCUCUGUAGAGACAAUGAACUUACAUAUUUAUUUUUUAGUGAUACAGAAAGAAUAAUAAUAUGCUUGAAGCCUAAUAACUAUAUAGUUAAUAUGCCCCUUAGAGUAAUUAAUUUGGUGUUUUAUUUCAGCAAUAUGGCUGGUUUAAAAAGAGUAAAUUUACUGUAUCUUAAAAUAACUGUUACUUUAUAACCAUCGUAUUAAUUUAACUUGCAACAAUGUUGUAAAAGUAGUUUUGGUGCAUUAUCUACGCAAGUGUAGUCCUAUGCAAUAACAGUAGUUAUAAUCGUAUUCUAUCAAACCUAGAUGUUUUACAAAGAUGACAGAUGGUGUUAUGAGCCAGAUCGACUGGAUUUCUCCGUAGCAGCCUACAGUUGAAAUGUAUCAGAAAAGCAUCUCAUUCAGAAUGAAGUGCCUUAAAUUGUAGUAGUAGUCUUUUUGGACUAGCACUGACUGAAGUGUGGCAUAGAAGGAAGUUUUGGGGUGAUAUUUAUAGGAAAUCUGAGUGUAGCCUGGUGCCCUAUGUAGAAAACAAGAGCGUCCCAUUCUCUUUGUGCUAUACUGGAAAGAUAUGUAUAAUAUAUAAAAAUUUAAAUCUUGUUUAGUGAUUGAGUGCCAACAUGGCAGACUUGAUCAAGAAAACUUGGUCAUGGCGGUCUAAUAGUGUUCCGAAAUCAAAUGUGAAUAUAGUGAUGAUGAAAGACAGAGGACAAAACGUCAGGCGUUUUAGUGGAAGGUUCAUACUGAUGGAUGCUGCAUCUUUCACAUAUACUUUCGAUUAUGAAAAAUCCUUGAAACCACUGGUGCCCAGUCCUGCUCUCAUGGAAGCCAAUGGGAGUUUUUUGUUUGACAAUGGGAGUGCAUGACUGGGCCUGUUAUCAGCUCUGCUGCUUUCUAUUCUGGUACUUGGGGUGGAUUGGGGCUUAGAGAGGGAACUCUCCUAUGUGGCCGAUAUGGAAGAAUGGUCUAGUUUACUAUGUAGUCCUGCCUUGAGUGCAGGACACCUGACCAUGACCCCUCGAGGUCCCUUCCAGUUCUAUGAUUCUAUAGUCUUGACAUUCUUUCUUAUAUUUGUAUAGCUCUUUCACCGGUUAGUUAUGCAGUUCUUUGUUUCUGCUUGAAUAGCUAACUGUAUAUUCGCUUUGAUAAUCACCAGAUUUGUCACUUUGGGGGGGCGGGGGUGCAAGGGUCAGCUCACAGUGUUACAACAAAUGCCUGUUCUUCCUAGCCUGUUUUUUGGACAGGUUUUUUUUUUUGUAUCUGUAACGCCAGUGGUUUCCAAACUGUGACCCAGAGGCAGUGCACAUGUGUCUCCAGCAUUGCGUAUUGCAGCCCAUCACCAUACUCAGCAAUGCAGUUAAGAUGCUCAUAUAUCCUGGGUGGCUCUUGGCACAGCAGCUGUGCCACAGUUUAGCAACUAUGCAUGCAGUCACUUGCUCCUGUUGUUGCAAUACCUUAACGGUGACAGAUGAAGGAAAUAACAGCAAAAGAGUGGCUAUAGCUCUAAUGCAAGGUCAUAUAUUCCCCUUCAGAGUAAAAGGGUGAGCAAAGGCCAGAGAGCUGCAGCAAUUGGACAAAAAUGGGAUGCACAAGGUCAUUUGGGUGUUGUAACCAGAAAAAUCCAUUCAAGAUGGUAGCCAACACGGCAUCCAGUUUGGAGCUAUGUAGAAGUGGGGCCUGGAUGUAGGGUAUGCAAAUAUGCAUCAUGCUUAUUUGAGCCCUCUGUGAACUAAAAUGAAACCCUGAUCCCCUGCCCUCAUGCGAUUUGUAGAUGGUCCCCGUAUGCUUAGAAAUUGACAAAAAUACGAUUCCUUACCAAGAUCUGGAUUUCUCUGGAUGAACAUUACUAUGGCCCCCAGCAGCCAUAUUGUGCUGUCUGUAAAGAUAGCACACUGUACGUAACACUCAACGUUGGCCUUUUCCUCAUCUCCUCUUACGCGUCCUUGGGUCAAACCGCAUUUUGGGAUAUUGCAGCUGAAAGCACAUGAGUGUUCUCAUUUGGUACGCCAGUAGGAGGUAAGGGCUUUUCAGACAGUUAAGUUCUGAUGCUCUUAUUCUCUCUACGGUACAUGCACCAUGGAGCAUAUGGCCCUUAAUGUGGAGUCAGCGGCUUGAGGCAAGACAUUGCGUCAGCAAGAUGGAGCAGCAUCCCUAGGACAGUUAUUGCGCAAAGCUUCAAGCUGUAAUGACUGUAUGGCCCACAUGCCAACAAUGUGAGCCAGGCCUGGCUUACCUGGCCAGGUAAAUGGAUUACCAAACAAUUCUCACUUUGCCAAAACCAUGCAACAAAUAUGAACGUAUAGAAUAUAAUGAAGUUCUUUAUUGUUUUUAGACUCGAAAGCAAUAUUAACUCUGCAGCCUAUAAAAGCAAAUAGGAAGUGUACAAGGAAAAAAAAAGCAAAGCACAAAAUAAUGCACUUACAUUGAUGUUUUUUUUUUUACAUAAAAUGCACUGGGAAGAAGCAGAUGUUGAUAUAAAAUACCUAUAUUUCUUGAAAAGGUGACAUUAAUUACUGCCUCUUGCUAUGAUGCUUGGUACUGUAAUGUUGUUGAUAUUCACCUGCUGUUGACUGCAGCAAUAAUUUGUGUAUGGUCCAUAGCACUGUAAAUUAUGGAUCGAUAGUAAUGUAUCCCAUGAAAUACUUUGAACUGUUGUUCUUGAUAGAUGGAUUAAAGCAUUUGGUUUUUCACA
Chrysemys picta bellii (western painted turtle) is the source of this 5866-nucleotide messenger RNA. NCBI's taxonomy places the organism in Eukaryota, Metazoa, Chordata, Testudines, Emydidae. The record is from RefSeq and is a predicted model, not a curated record.